ACCUUUGACGUUUCUUCCCGCUCGCGCAAUCUUCCUCUUUGUUGCGCCCAGUUUAUCAACGUCGCAGCCAAAGGAAUGAAAAAUCAAUAAUACAGCUUUGCUCCCAUUCAAAGUCGAGAUCCACCAAGGAACAAAUCAUCACUAUCAUCGGAAAGAAGCGCGCCGUACGUGUGUGUGUCUUUGUGCAUUUGUGAGAGAAACCAGCGUUCCCCAGUACCGUGUGAAAUUAAAAUAAACCCCGUCAAAAUACAUCCACGAUGGCCGACAACGAGCAGAAAGCGAUGCAGCUGAUUGCGGAAGCGGAGAAAAAGUUAAACUCAUCGAAAAGUUUCUUCGGAUCACUAUUCGGCGGUGGUUCGAACAAGGUGGAGGAAGCGGUAGAAUGUUACCAGCGGGCGGCAAACAUGUUCAAAAUGGCCAAAAAGUGGAGCCAGGCAGGAUCGGCCUUCUGCGAGGCUGCCAAUCUGCAUGCCAAGGCGGGCAGCCGACACGAUGCGGCCACCAACUACGUGGACGCAUCGAACUGUUAUAAAAAGACCGAUCCAAAUGAAGCUGUGAACUGCCUGCUAAAGGCGAUUGAUAUUUACACCGACAUGGGCCGAUUCACAAUGGCCGCAAAACAUCACCAGAGCAUUGCAGAGAUGUACGAAAAUGAAGCAAACGAUCUGCAACGAGCCGUACAGCAUUACGAACAGGCGGCCGAUUACUUCAAGGGCGAAGAAUCCACCAGCUCGGCCAACAAGUGCAUGCUGAAGGUGGCCCAAUACGCGGCCCAGCUGGAGGACUACGAGAAAGCGAUACAGAUCUACGAGCAGGUGGCCGGUUCGUGUCUGGACAGCUCGCUGCUGAAGUACAGCGCCAAAGAGUACUUCUUCCGUGCGGCCCUGUGCCAUCUGAGCGUGGAUCUGCUCAAUGCACAGCACGCGAUGGAGAAAUACGCACAACAGUACCCAGCAUUCCAGGACUCGCGAGAAUACAAGCUAGUGAAGACGCUCUGCGAACAUCUGGAGGAGCAGAACGUGGACGGGUUCACCGAGGCGGUCAAGGAGUACGACAGCAUCUCCCGGCUGGACCAGUGGUACACCACGAUCCUGCUGCGAAUCAAGAAGCAGGCCAACGACAAUCCGGACCUCCGAUAAGCGGCUUACACCAAACGAACUAUAUCUAUCACAACCAUCGCUCGCUCGAUUGGUCUCCCGCUUUGUGCGCCCUGUGCGCCCUCUGUGCUUAGCGAUGGUGGCAAUCUUCUACAUAUGUACGCGGCACCGCAAACCGUCGUUAUUUAAUUUUGGGGACCGCGUAUGUUGGGUUCAUAAAAAAAAACACUUUUACUCUAGCUUUAUGUUUUACAUUUUCCUUUCUUCAACGGUCGGUUCUGAUAAUGACGGUACACAUAUGGGAACGGUGCGUAAGACAAAAUUUUAACCCUCCUUCUCUCUAUCCCACUGGAAAACUCACAUGGUACACAGAAGAAAAAAAAAAACAUUUUAUCCUCUCUAAAAGCGAAGUACUAUAACGAAGAAAAAAAAACAAAAUCAGAAUGGCUAAAACUGUAAAGAAAACAAAGCUAUAUCGAAACCACCACCACCAGGUCACUCUCUUUCUUUUAAGUGUGUAAUUAGCAUUGCCACCAAUAUCCUCCUCGUUUAGCACAGGGUCACACGCUGAUCGAUCGUUCUCCCUCACCACUCCCCUUAUUAAUUGCGAUUAACGCAUACCGCAAGCGUUGAGUCUUACUCUCUGCUAGCCAGCUUAUUAUACUUUUUGUUUUGUUAAUAAAUUUAACUGCACUCUAUAUGUAGGUAUUAGGGACGUUUAGCAACGGACACAAGGACACGUGUGUACGCGCGCGUGAAUUGGGAUUGUGAGUGGUGUAAUUGAGCGGAACACACAUCGUUUGCAGUGCAGAUGCUUUCGUCCUCUGCUUUGCGAGGAACCUGGUUUUUGCCGCGGAUUAUAAAUUACCAGCCUGCCAGUAUAACAUAGCAAAAAGUAAAACACCGUUCAAUAGGCUAGUGAAUGCGAUCCUUUCGGGUUUUUGGGCGCGACGGCGGUGUAGUGAUCCGGGAAGGGACGUCAAAGGGCGCUUCGAAACGAUGGGGGGGGGGGGAGGGCAUUACCAAGUAAAAAUAGUCAUGAUUCGCUACUCAAUUCGACAUAUAGGAAAGAGAUAUAGGAAUUCUAGUAAACAAAGCAACAAACAACUAACACAAGUAUGUAUCUUCUCAACAACACCCCCAGCAAAAUAAUGGCAGCGAGAAAUUUAGAAUCAAUCACAUUGUUACUACCAUUAUACUAUAAAUAUUUGCGUGUGCGUGUGUGUGUGGCGUGCGUACGCUGGCUCGUGUGCAAAUUAUUAGAUCCCUGUUUGCCACGCGUAAGUGAGUGAUCUACCACCUCCAGGAUCCUAACACCGUAUGCUGUGUGGCGGUGCUAAAGGCGCUAUAAAGACACACACACACACACACAACGAUCAGUAAGAUAAAUAGCGAAGCACUAGCGAAAAAAUAACGUUAAAAUGAAGGCCUGAUGGCAUUUGGAAGGCCUGCAAUUAUCACUUUCUUGCUAACGAAAAAAAACACACACACACACACCCACAAAGCAACACAACAUUAAACUAUUAUUAAUGUAAACGAAGUCGGAAAGCGGAGGCAAUUGAAAAAAAGCAGCAUAUAAUGUACUCUCGAUAAUAUGCGCCACAGACAGAACAACUUACAACACAUAGGAAGACAGUGAAGAAAGAAGGUAGGGAGGGGGGGGGGGUCAUGAUGAGAGCGCGCAGUGGAGGAAAAAAAACACAAACACACACAAAACUAUACUAACGAUUACAUGUUUCCAAUUGAAUUGCAAUAACAAACUACCGUGAAUGAAGUCAAUAAAAUAAAAUCAACGCUAUAAAC
This is a messenger RNA of Anopheles stephensi (Asian malaria mosquito), 2900 nucleotides long. It is a transcript of the gene alphaSnap, whose product is annotated as alpha-soluble NSF attachment protein. Gene Ontology annotation, molecular function: syntaxin binding; soluble NSF attachment protein activity. Gene Ontology annotation, biological process: intracellular protein transport; SNARE complex disassembly. Bases 258 to 1139 code for a protein of 293 amino acids. Gene Ontology annotation, cellular component: SNARE complex; vacuolar membrane. NCBI's taxonomy places the organism in Eukaryota, Metazoa, Arthropoda, Insecta, Diptera, Culicidae. The transcript has 5 exons. The record is from RefSeq and is a predicted model, not a curated record.